AUGUGUUUGAUGAUGUUUGAUGACAAGAGGUUUUGUGGUUCCCAUGGAGAAGGAGAUAUUUUCAUCAGGCAAACCUUGCCUGAUACGGUGGUUGAGGAUGAUUAUAAUGAUGAAGAAAUGGAUGUAGAUGAGCUUGAGAGAAGGAUGUGGAGGGAAAAAAUGCGUCUAAAGCGAUUGAAAGAACAAACCAAUUCUAGAGAAGGGAUUGAUGCAGCAAAAGAAAGGCAGUUUCAAGAACAUGCAAGGAUGAAAAAGAUGUCAAGAGCUCAAGAACAUGCAAUGAGGAAAAAGAUGUCAAGAGCUCAAGAUGGAGUAUUCAAGUAUAAACCAAAGCUAAAGAAGAAAUUUGUGAUACUGCAAUAUUAA
Molecule: messenger RNA, 366 nt
Organism: Vicia faba (fava bean)
Lineage: Eukaryota; Viridiplantae; Streptophyta; Magnoliopsida; Fabales; Fabaceae
Source: the annotation of a GenBank genome assembly